Messenger RNA from Pseudozyma hubeiensis SY62, 561 nucleotides. RefSeq names its product eukaryotic translation initiation factor. The transcript is spliced from 2 exons. NCBI's taxonomy places the organism in Eukaryota, Fungi, Basidiomycota, Ustilaginomycetes, Ustilaginales, Ustilaginaceae. Gene Ontology annotation, cellular component: eukaryotic 43S preinitiation complex. Gene Ontology annotation, molecular function: ribosomal small subunit binding; RNA binding; translation initiation factor activity. The record is from RefSeq and is a predicted model, not a curated record. Gene Ontology annotation, biological process: translational initiation. Bases 1 to 561 code for a protein of 186 amino acids.
AUGAUAGAGUAUGACCAGAAGAAGCUCCUGAAGGCUUUCAAGAAGGAAUUCGCAUGCAACGGUACCAUUGUUGACGACGAGGAGCUCGGACAGGUUAUCCAGCUCCAGGGCGACCAGCGUCAGAAGGUCGCCACUUUCAUCGUGCAGGAGGGCAUCACCCCCAAGACUGACGUCAAGGGGUUUCCUAUGACCGAAUCCAUCACCAUGUCUUCGUCCUCCACCGAAGCCGGACCGUCACGCCUCUCCGCGGUUGCGGCGGCACCAUCCUUGCGACGCAUCCGCCACCAUCGACAGACUCGUUCGCUCGCCUUCUCCACGGUAUCCAUCGCAUCCAACGAUGAAGAUGAAGACGACGACGAGUCUCGCCGAGUUGGCUGUGUCACAGUCUCUGUUGACUGGGUCAGUGAACCAGUCUCCUUGUACGGCGCAGGUCUCAUCCCAUCGUCGGUCUCGCAUCGUUUCGUUCCCUUUUCGCUCCGAUCAAUGGCAUCAGAGAUGGUGCGUCCACCAGAGGUGUCUCGACCUACGCCUCCGGAGCGACGCCCAGCUGCGGUUCGUUGA